AUGAGGUGGCGGGCGCGCGCGGGCCCCUACCGCGCCAAAGAGCGCGCCAACAUCAGCUUCUUCAUAUUCAUCAUGUUCUUCGCUGUCUGCGGCGUGAUAGUCCUCACGCAGCUCCUGCUCCUCGAGAGGCCUAACGCUGCCGGCUCGUCCCGCUCCCGGUACAACGAGGAACUCCAGGCCUGGGAGGGGAGGACCGAGACCGGCAACGGGGAGGGGGGUGAGCCCCCCCCACCGGCCCACGCGCCUCUCGACGCGGUUUGGCAGCCUGUUGCGGGUACUAGGUUUAGGUUCUACGUAUAUUCAGCGUUCGUAGAGCGGCGAACAGUUGCGGCGGUGCGCAUAAUCGCAGCGACUAAAACGCGCGGCGCCGAUGCAGUCAUGUGUCGCAUCUGGUUGCCUGAUAACCGCACGCUCACGCUCAAGGCUAGGGUUAAGGCUAUCCGCGAGAACUGGAACCUGAAGUACAGCGCCACCUAUGUUCUGUGUUUGCUACGUGAUACUGGUGUGAAGCCCCAAGAUACCGUAGGAGCUUCCAUCUCAGUGGUGGCUGCCAGCUCACCCACACGACCACCAACCAACUUGCUUACUGUACUGGACACGGAACCUAAGAGCGGUAUUGAGGAAACGCUGCAUGUGUGCGUCAAACCAUUCCAUUUCUCAUACUCCCGGGGUGACUGGCUGAUCGAAUGGUUCGAGCUGAACCGUAUAUUAGGGGCCAGCCAUUUCUACAUGUACAACGAGUCUCUCUCCGCGCCUGUGGGAUGUUUACUGGACCACUACAGGAGGCAGGGGCUCGUCACGCUGCUGCCUUGGAAACUGCCUAUCAUAUCUAAAGUGGAGAUCAGAACGGAAGGCCAGUUCGCCGCCUUCAACGACUGUCUCUACCGGUCGAUGUCAACCACCGGUUGGCUGCUUGUCAUCGACGUGGACGAGAUCGUCAUGCCUCGUCGGGAGCGGAGUCUGCCGGCGCUACUCACUGCCCUCAGGGCCUCUUACAGCCCGCCUUCUAAAGCGCCGGCCGCUUUUCUGUUUAGGAACGCCUUCUUUUAUAUGCGGUGGGAGGUAGAUUAUAAUGCUAUGAUAUUGAGAAUUGAGAUGGACGAGAUCGUCAUGCCGCGUCGGGAGAGGAGUCUGCCGGCGCUACUCACUGCCCUCAGGGCCUCUUACAGCCCUCCUCCUAAAGCGCCGGCCGCUUUUCUGUUUAGAAACGCCUUCUUUUAUAUGCGGUGGGAGGUAAGAGUGCAGUUAUUUUUACAACUAUUGGUAGAUUUAUAUCAAAUAUUGCUUGUCAUCGACGUGGACGAGAUCGUCAUGCCUCGUCGGGAGCGGAGUCUGCCGGCGCUACUCACUACCCUCAGGGCCUCUUACAGCCCGCCUUCUAAAGCGCCGGCCGCUUUUCUGUUUAGAAACGCCUUCCUUUAUAUGCGGUGGGAGGACGACCCAGAAGCGCCAGCGCCGUUAGUAACCGCGCGCAAAACGCGUCGGUGGGCGACGCCGCACGCGCUGAAGAAUCGCAGCAAAUACGCGCUGCGGCCGCGAGACGCGGUCGAGCUGGGCAACCAUUUUGUUUGGGAGCACGCGCCGGGCGCCACGUCGGCUGGCGUGCCCACGGAAAGGGCGCUACUACAUCACUAUCGAAUUGCAUGCGAGUACGGUGGAAUGAACUGUUUAACGGUACCAUCGACAGUGGACCGCACUGCCCACCGCUGGGCAGAAGAACUGGCCCAACGAGUAGCCGCAGAAAAAGAACAAGUCAAGAGGACUUGCCCGGCGACGUCACGUUGAGGUGACAUUUGAUAUCACUACCAAACCAAAGUCUAGGUAUUAUAGUGACAAGAAAUAUACAGUUUCUUACUUAAUUUAGAUUCUGUAGAAACGUUACCAAAUGUUUUAAAAAUGUUUCACUGAAAUGGAACACGGAAUUUGAAGAUUCACGGAAGUUAUUGCCAGGUAUGAUAAAAACUUUAAUACCUUUUUAGUAAAUAUUAUGUUAGAGUCACGCCGCGAGCUGAAAUACCCACAUGAACCAAUUACAAAGUGCCAAACCGUCUACAAUUCAUUUAGCCAAUCCAAGAUUAGCAUAAUGUAAGUAGAGCCAAUCCAAGAACGACAUUAUAUUAUAUUGGACUGUCUCACAUUGUCUUACAUUACAACAACGUUGGAUUGACAAUUAUAUCUUCAUUGGAUUGACUCAAAUGUAUCUGCCAAUGUUGGAUUGACAAUUUAUUGUUUUGGAUUAUUAUCAUAGAUUGGCUCUGUGUAAAUGGUCAAUUGAUUUAGCUCACGGUAUGAUGGACGCUGCAAUUCCAGAGUUUAGCUGAAUAAAAUAGGUAAUCCUCUGGACAGAUUCGUAAAAUUAUUUAUAAUUUCAUACAAAUAUCGAUAAAAUAUUUACGUAAGGCCGAAGUUUUUGUACAAGUAAGAAGUGCUUCAAUAUUUAGAAUGAUAUGAAAGUCAAUCGCGUUAUAUAUUUUUUACUACAGAGCAAUAAAUACACAUUUUUCAUAGUAGACAUAGCAUAACAUUUGCAAUAAAUAGGUAAUGAAAUAUUUCAAAAUGUUCACACACGUACUUACUAGUUGCUAACUAAAGGUAUGAUUUUAUAUGUUUGUAAUUUAAAGAUUUUCAAGCUAUAAAAUUUGAUACAGAUGACAUAAUUUUUUAAAAUGACGCAAAUACGUAAACUAUUUUUCGCAUGCAAUGUACAACAAUGCCUCAUAGGAUAUUAUGAUGCCCCAAAGAGAUUUUUUAUAAGCAUGAUGUUACACCGGAUUCUUUGUUGUAUUUAUGGACAUGCAUUUGCAUGCAUGGAAACAGGAUAUCGUUUUGGCACCCAACAGUUGGCACCACCUGUAGAGUAAGAUCACUGUCAAUUGCUAGCAACGAAGACAGUAGCGCAACUGUUGAACGCGGUUUCUACCGAAUUUGAACUUACCAGGAUGGCGUAGGGUCAUGUCAAUCGCCAGUGGUGUCAAGUCAAACUGUUCAUUAUUUUUAAUGUUACCUUAGAAAAUGACCUUGCCAUAAAAUGCCGAUAAAGGCAAAUAAAGCCUUUUAAGGCAUUUCAUGAAGACCAUACUCGUGCCAGAAGCUAUGUAUUAUAGUUGUUACCUAAUACAUAAUAAGAAGAUUCCGGAUUAUUUAUUAUUUUCUUAUAAUUAUAUUAAAUUUUUGCUCACGCAUUUAAUGGACCGAUAAUAAUAAAGUUUAGGUAAAGUAUUUGUGCCAUUUGGUGUUAUUUUUAAGUACCUACCAAAAACAAGUUGCUCAAUAUUCAAAUCAGUAUUAUUGUAAAACUGACAUGUUUUUGAUGGUAACAAUCUUCAGUAAAUGUUUAGGAUGAUUUGGACUUCAUUAAAGGUAAGUAGGUACAUUUGAAGGCAAAUCAAGUGGAACAGUUGCACUGCUUAUGGGAGCUCUUAUUUCGCUAAGAAUGAGGUGGUCUUAAGUUUAGAAUAGUACGUCUAAUGUGUGGCAGUUUGUUUUUUCAGACACUAUUUCACGAACUUUAAUGUGUUGAUACAUUACUUUAACAGAAAAUAACACUGCACUUGAACUACACAAUAGAUAAUUAAUAAUGUACGUUUUAAAUCAUUCGAUGGUAAUUCUGUAAAUAAAUUAUGAAAUUGUUUUGUAAAUAUUGUACUUUAAUU
Molecule: messenger RNA, 3653 nt
Organism: Ostrinia nubilalis (European corn borer)
Lineage: Eukaryota; Metazoa; Arthropoda; Insecta; Lepidoptera; Crambidae
Exons: 10
Coding region: 1-1785 (594 amino acids)
Cellular component (GO): cytoplasm
Molecular function (GO): glycosyltransferase activity
Source: RefSeq, a predicted model, not a curated record